Molecule: messenger RNA, 2318 nt
Organism: Rhodofomes roseus
Lineage: Eukaryota; Fungi; Basidiomycota; Agaricomycetes; Polyporales; Fomitopsidaceae
Exons: 11
Coding region: 133-2226 (697 amino acids)
Source: RefSeq, a predicted model, not a curated record
GUGGCACGGUGGCAGGCGGCGGUGGCUGCAGGGGCGCGGGCGCCAAAUUGCCAAAUUGAAGCCCGGCGGCGGGAGGUCCGCGAGGCCCCCUGAAGACUCCAACCACCAUCUGUGCUCUUCUGGGCAAGACCCAUGGCACCAGCUCGCACCGCGAACCGUCGAGCACAACGCGAUCACGCCUUCCAGCAGCCCGUCGCUCAGCCCGACCCAAACCAUGACCCGUCGCAAGACAUAUUUAUCGACCCCAUGAUGGGCACUGCCCUCCAAAUCUAUGUCGAGAAGGACGUCGAGGGCAGAGACACCAUAGUAGAGCUCAUAACGACCCAUGGAGGAAUAGUGUCUCCCGGCUAUAGUGGUGUACCCUACAUCCUAGUGGAUCCGUAUAAGGAGUCUGGCCAAAGCUUGUUUCGCCAAUAUACCGGCAAGAAGGGCAAGAUUAUCCUGAACGCCAAGUGGGUGAUCGAAUGUGUCAAUACUGGUCAGCUGCAAACGUAUCACAACAACUGGGCGGAAUGUAAGGUUACAGGGGAAGAGCAAGUGAUCCCUGAGACACGACAUGUCCAGCCACCUGCUCCUCUUCUGCCUCCGCCCGUAAUGCCCAUUCCGGAAGAGAUGGCACACCAGAUGCAGCAGGUGCCUCCUCCUCCUCUACCUCCACAGGUCCUCGACCCACAAGCCCAACACCCCCCGCCUAUCCCUCCACCGAUCUCAGCCGCAGCGACCGAUCCGCUGGUGCACCACCCCCAACACGCCUUCCCUUAUGCAGUGUACGGCCCACCAUCCAUGCACCCUCCAACGGCUGCUCCUCCUCAGUCCUGGCAGGCCGCGAAUGGCAUUGCGCCCUCGCAGACACACAUGCACCCGCCGCCACCGCCACCGCCACCACACAUGAUUCCGCAUGAUCCGUACAGGGAUGGGCAAGCAGCUUGGGCAGGUCCCUACCACCAGCCGCCUCCACCACCACCGCCGCACCCGGGAGCUAUGGUUCCACCUCCCCCUGGCGCUGAGUAUGACUACAGAUACAGGGAUGACCAACGUACGUGGGUUGCUCCACCGGAGUACUAUCAGCAGCCGUACGAACCCGCGCCAUAUCCCGAACAAGAUGCAUAUAUGGAGGAAGUCGGUCCUUCCACCGCAGAUUCAUCCACGGUCGCGGCUGCGCCAACGGCCGAAGCAGAACCGUCCCCUGCGGGCGACAAAUCCAGAGGCCGGAAGCGAGUCCGGGCUCAGCCUCAACCUGCCCCACCCGCCUCGACUCUAGUGGCUAACCGCCGGAAUCCUCCUGCGCGGUCACCGACUCCUCCGACACGGGUGAUCAAGAGUACAUACGGCGGCAAUCUCUUCACGUCAGACGAUGUAAUGUAUCUCAAGAAGUACAUCGACUACAGUCAAGAACAGGGUUUGGUUUUAAGCCUGCGAGAGAUAUGCGAACGGAUUGCCGUCAAGGCUCCCCAUCAUACGUUUUACUCAUGGCGCCGGUAUUGCAACAAGCAUCAGAUCCGAUUAGGAGGUUAUGUCAUGGACGUUCCUGAAGGGGAUGAGGACUUGGGGAGCGAUGAACCGCAGUCACAACAAGUCCAGCAAGGCCAACAGCCACAACAGCCGAUGGAUGCGCCGCUACCGCAACCGCAAGACAUGGCAGAUAAUCAGCUGCAGCAUAUACCGAUUCCUGGUGCCGCCCCCGGCACUAUCGCAGCUGCCCACCGGGUGGCCGCAGCAGACGUGAACCGCACAAGGUCACCAACGCCGCCUCGGGCGCUCUUCCGAAGCACGACAGGGAAGGGUGUCGCCUUCACCGACGAAGACGUGACAUUCCUCGUGCGCUUUCUGGAGUACCGGAACCGGACCCAGAGCGGGAAGAUUGAUAUGGUGACGUUCUGGAAGGAUGUCGCUGCGAAGGCUCCGCACCAUUCGCGCGCUUCGUGGAUGAAAUUCUAUCGCAGGCAUAAGCACGAGCUGCAUCAUUCGGACGAAGACGCGCCCUUGCCCGCACCGCCGGAGAAGAAGAUGCGGUACAGUCGUCAGGACGAUGUGCUGCUCGCAAAGCACUUCUACCACAAGCCCGAGGGUACCUCCGACAGAGUGUUCCAGGAUUUCGGACGCUUGUAUCCGCAUCAUCCUUGGAAGGGCUGGCAAGAGCACCACCGGAUACACAAGGCGAAAAUCGACCAUUUGAUUCAUUUGCUGGGGCAAGGGGAGAACAUUGACGUAGGACCGGAUAAAUAGACUUUCGUAUCAUGCGGUCGGCUUGCUUGUAUUAUUAUUAUUUUGUAAUGUUCACUGGUGGAGAGGCAUACUAUUGGGGGCGUACGAAUGUA